Molecule: messenger RNA, 1302 nt
Organism: Medicago truncatula (barrel medic)
Lineage: Eukaryota; Viridiplantae; Streptophyta; Magnoliopsida; Fabales; Fabaceae
Product: reticulocalbin-2
Exons: 6
Coding region: 102-1187 (361 amino acids)
Cellular component (GO): endoplasmic reticulum
Molecular function (GO): calcium ion binding
Source: RefSeq, a predicted model, not a curated record
UUCCCUCCCAUCCUUCUCUGUCAAACCUAUCUCUCUUUCUCUCCCUCCCUCUCCAUAGCUCCAAUGUUUCUCUGAACCUCAAAACUAAGGCACCUUACAAAAUGUCAAAGGCGGUGGUUUACACCGUAAUAGCCACCGCCACAUUAUUGAUCUUCAUAGUUCUUUCCCCAUUGAACCUUGAAGAAUCAAAAGGUCGCCUAAAUAAUAGAAGGUUUGGUUACAAAAUAUUAGAAAGAGCACCAACUUUUGACCCUCUUGUGACAAAGAUUGAGAGAGAGUCAGAACAAAAAAACCAACAACACAAAAAUGAUUUUGAUAAUAAUAAGAAUGUUGCACCACGUACGGGUUUGGGCAGUACCACAACGGUUAGUGAGAUUAAAGAGACAUAUGAAUAUCUUACAUCAGGUGGAACAUUGAAUACCACAUUAAGGUUGAUUAUUUUGUUUCCUUUGUUGGAUAGAGAUCCAAAAGAUGGGUUUGUUGGUUUUAAUGAAUUAGAAAGUUGGGUUACUCAAAGGGCUUUGGAGAGAUUGGAUUAUGCUACACAAGUUGAAUUGGAAUCUAAGGAUAAGAAUGGGGAUUUGGCUCUUUCUUUUAGGGAGUAUCUACCUGACUUAUCUGAAAAAGAUAUAGAGAAAAAAAAUAUGGCACAUGGCGAAGCAGGGUGGUUGAUGGAGAAAUUUGACGUUGCAGACUAUGAUCACAAUGGCCUUCUUAACUUCACCGAGCUUAGAGAUUUUUUGCACCCAGAAGAUAGCCAAAAUAAAGAAAUGUUGAAGUGGAUGGUGAAUGAUAAAUUUAAGCACAUGGAUGAUUAUGAACAUGAUGGGAAAAUAAAUUUCAAUCAAUUUGAAGACAAUGUAUAUGUUACAUAUGAAAGUUAUGUGGAUUUUGAAACCAAUGGAGAAGGGGAUAUACCUACUGCAAAGGACAAAUUUGCUGAGCUUGAUGUGAACAAAGAUCAGUUCUUGUCCCCUGAAGAAUUGUUUCCUAUUAUUCCUUACGUCUACCCUGGAGAGCUAGCUUAUGCUAAAUAUUACACAAGUUAUUUGAUGAAUGAGGCUGAUGAUAAUGAAGAUAGAAAAUUGACACUCGAUGAGAUGCUAGAUCAUGAAUUUGCUUUCUUUAACACAGUUCAUGCAGAUGGUCAUGUGGAAAUUGAUGAUGAUGAUCAUGAUGAGCUAUGAUUAGAAAUCAUUGUUUGACAUGUAUAAAUGAAGUAGCGAACUAGUUCUUCCUGAUUUUGGUUUUGAAAAAAAGAAAAGAAAAAAAAAAAAGAAUACAAACAAAUUCAAAUUGAAA